Ramularia collo-cygni is the source of this 297-nucleotide messenger RNA. RefSeq lists its product as uncharacterized. Bases 1 to 297 code for a protein of 98 amino acids. NCBI's taxonomy places the organism in Eukaryota, Fungi, Ascomycota, Dothideomycetes, Mycosphaerellales, Mycosphaerellaceae. The record is from RefSeq and is a predicted model, not a curated record. The transcript is spliced from 2 exons.
AUGUGGGGAUGCCAUCUCGAUUGUCGAAAGCACAUCUUGCAGGCUGUUUGGAAGUUCUGCACUUCUCCUGUCUUGAAAACGUUCUGGAAACAUGGCGAGCCAAACUUCUCCUGUGAUUGCCGACAUGGAGUACCACACCGCACCGCCCUCCGCAAAGCGCAGCAUCGCCAGCACGCAUUGGAUCAUUGGCCAAGUGGUCAGUCUUGCCAAUUGCACACCACAAGUGAGAAGCGGWCGUCAUGCAAUCUCGAGGCCUUUGCAGCUGUUAUAAGUGGAGUCCGGGCAUGUGUAAGGUAA